Arachis ipaensis is the source of this 707-nucleotide messenger RNA. Lineage: Eukaryota; Viridiplantae; Streptophyta; Magnoliopsida; Fabales; Fabaceae. The record is from RefSeq and is a predicted model, not a curated record.
GUGCAGCGGUGCACUGAAAAUUUUUACCUUUGCUCCGAAACUUCGGUGGGAUCAUACAGUUUAGUUGGGGUUCGGCAUGCCUGGCACACUUGUAUAGAUCAUUGUGUAGGGCAACUCGUGUCGACUGCAAGGAGAUGGACGGUCCACUGACACUGUUGGUCACUUGGGCUUGGAUCCGGCUACCAUUUCUAGCGCCUAUUCCCGGCAAUCCCCGAGUGUUUCCAAUUGCAAACAGGUGGCAUAACUGGGACCGUCAAAACUAUGCCUACCGAUAUAAAACGCUUGCGCACUACAGGAGGUUGUUGGAUGAUCUACAAGAAGGACAGUUUGUUUGGCAGGCUUAUGGCAUUGGAUACAUCGACCCAGACGUAAUUCCUUUAGCCAUCCGUCAUAAUUCGGUUAUCUGGAGUGCCACAGUGCCACUUAUAUCUUUUGAAUGCAUCGAGUGGCAUGCAACUGAUAGAGUCAGGAGGCAAUUUGGAUUGACACAGGGUGUUCCUAAUCAAGAGCGGGAUCUAGGUGCAUCACACGGCGAAGUUCUAACUGGGCCUAAGAAUCAAGAUUGGGCCGAUACCCACUCUCAUUGCUUGUAUCGCCUCGGGCGACGCAACAUACGAGUGUCCAUCUCAUUCAAGAAGCAGGUCAUCUUUGGCCGACCUUUGGCUACCCGUCUGAGAAACGGGUUUCCAACGAAUCUAGGUCCAUGA